Messenger RNA from Helicoverpa zea (corn earworm), 1291 nucleotides. RefSeq names its product putative nuclease HARBI1. The transcript is spliced from 2 exons. NCBI's taxonomy places the organism in Eukaryota, Metazoa, Arthropoda, Insecta, Lepidoptera, Noctuidae. Bases 151 to 1257 code for a protein of 368 amino acids. The record is from RefSeq and is a predicted model, not a curated record.
UUGAGUAAAAGUAAUUACUUAAGUAACGAUUUGUCUUCUAUAGUUAAGUAAUUGCUCAAACUUAGAACUGUCAAAAGUUAGAAUUCCCAGCCAAGUAAUAGUCACCAUUUCCUUUACUAAAGCACUACUUUGACGUUAUUUGAAUAAAAAAUGGACACUUUGGAUAGUAUCGAAGCGGUUUUUGCUGUUGUAGACAAUAUAGAUGAUAAUAUAUUAGAGGAGAUAGAAGUUGCUGAACCUAGAAAUCCCAAAGUUUACUUUCGUGAUGUGGAUCCAUUUCAUGACUAUUCGGAAGAUUGUUUUAAAAAGAGAUUUCGUUUCACCAAAAGUGUUGUGAGACAUGUUAUUUUACCGAGAAUUGAAGAUACUUUACAAUCAGAGACACAAAGAGGGCUUCCUUUAACUCCACUGUGUCAGUUGCUAACUGCUUUACGUUUUUAUGCCACUGGAAGCUUUCAGGUUGUAUGUGGAGAUAUCAUGCAUAUUUCUCAAUCGACAGUGUGUAAUAUAGUGAAGAGAGUUAGUAGAGCAUUGGCAUUGCUAAUGCCAGAUUUUAUUAAGUUUCCUGCAAAUUUGAGGAAAACAAAGGAUGAUUUCGAAAACCUUGGUUGCAUUGGCAGAGCACCUGGACUGAAAAAUAUUGUAGGAGCAAUCGAUUGCACCCACAUUAAAAUCACCAAGCCUAGAGGUAUUCUUCAUACAGAGCAGUACCGGAACAGAAAAGGAUAUUUUUCAUUGAAUGUGCAAGUAGUUGGUGGCCCUAAUUUGAUGAUAUAUGAUAUAGUAGUACGUUGGGCUGGCAGUACACAUGAUAGCCGAAUUUAUAGAAACUCGCGUUUAAAUAUAAGGUUAUGCAAUAAUGAAAUUGAUGGGGUGUUACUUGCUGAUGGAGGAUAUCCUUGCACUAGACAUUUACUGACUCCAGUUUCAAAUCCUAGAACUGCACAAGAGGAGAGAUAUAAUAAAGUGCAAAUAAAAUCAAGAAAUUCAGUAGAACGUUUAUUUGGAGUUUGGAAAAGACGUUUUCCAUGCUUACAAAUCGGUUUAGCAACCAAACUUUCAUCAACAGCCAAUAUCAUAAUGGCUUGUGCAGUGCUCCACAACAUUGCAGUAGAAGUAAAUGACAUAUUUGAAUUUGAUGACACCGUGGACAAUAAUGCACAUCAGCCUUCUAACACAACAACGACAAGCACAACAGGUACCAGUGAUGGUUUGGUACUUCGAGCGAAUAUAAUUUCACGCUAUUACACAUUUUAAAUGCAAUUUAAAAUAAAACCAAUAUUUUCACUCA